Molecule: messenger RNA, 936 nt
Organism: Lemur catta (Ring-tailed lemur)
Lineage: Eukaryota; Metazoa; Chordata; Mammalia; Primates; Lemuridae
Biological process (GO): phagocytosis, engulfment; phagocytosis, recognition; innate immune response
Cellular component (GO): external side of plasma membrane; immunoglobulin complex, circulating; blood microparticle
Molecular function (GO): immunoglobulin receptor binding; antigen binding
Source: RefSeq, a predicted model, not a curated record
AUGGAUGUGCAUUGCCCCACCCUCCUGCUGCUGCCCGUCUCCACAGGGGUCCUGUCACAGGUGACCCCAAAGGAGGCUGGUCUGGGGCUGGGGACACCCACCCAGACCCUGAGGCUGACAUGCACCUUCUCUGGGUUCUCACUGAGCCCCUCUGGCAGUAUGGGCUGGGUCCACCAGCCUGCAGGGAUGGCCCUGGAGUGGCUUGCAGACAUUUGGUGGGACAAUGACAAGUACUGCAGCCCAUCCCUGAAGAGCCAGCUCACAAUCUCCAAGGACGCCUCCCAAAACCGGGUGGUCUUAACAAUGACUGGCCUGUGCCCUGUGAGGGGCGUGAGCGCUAAGGGGCUGCAGUCGGAUCCCGGCCCAGGCGCGUGCGCUGGGGUGUGUGUGGCAGUUUCUGACCAGGAUGUGUCUGUGUUUGCAGGUGUCCAGUGUGAGGUGCAGCUGGUGGAGUCUGGAGGAGGCUUGGUCCAGCCUGGGGGGUCCCUGAGACUCUCCUGUGCAGCCUCCGGAUUCACCUUCAGCAGCUACUGGAUGUAUUGGAUCCGCCAGGCUCCAGGGAAGGGGCUGGAGUGGGUGGGAGAGAUUAAUGGUAAUGGUGGUAGCACAUACUACGCAGACGCCGUGAAGGGCCGAUUCACCAUCUCCAGAGACAACGGCAAGAACACGGUGUCUCUGCAAAUGAACAGUCUGAGAGCCGAGGACACGGCCCUGUACUACUGUGCCAGACACAGUGUGCGGCUACAGGAGUCGGGCUCAGGGCUGGUGACGCCAUCUCAGACACUGUCCCUCCCCUGUGUCACCUCUGCACUGUCCAUCCCACGCUGUGGGUACUGCUACAGCUGCGUCUGCCAGCCCUGGGGCCCGGGACAGGACCGCGUCAGGAACACAUGCUCCGCAGGGAGCGCAAGUUACACCGUGUCCCGCAAGAGCUGA